AUGCAAUUCGAAGAAGAUGUUCAAGGCUAUCUGGAUUGGAUCAGUGCAGCUGAAGAUAUCAGUGAUGAUGAAGAUACGACAAAUAAAGAGGAUGAAAAAGAGAAAAAAUUUCGUUGGUGUGCUGCUUGUCGUUCAACAUCAUCAUCAUCUUCAACACCUGAUGACUAUGAAGAGGAAGAAGAAGAUCCAUCAGAACAUGGUAUGGAUGACGGAGGUGGUGGUGGUGGACAUCGUGGUCAAUCGUCAUCACAACAACAGCAACAAUAUUUUUUCUGUAUUCCAUUGAAAGGGAGACGAUCUCGACGAUGGAAUCGACGUUGUCGACGUUCAUGUCGACGACUGGUUAAAUCGCAAACAUUCUAUUGGAUAGUUAUUGUUCUUGUCUUUCUUAAUACCGGUGUUCUUACAUCAGAACAUUAUGGACAACCUUUAUGGCUUGAUGAUUUCCAAGAUAUGGCCAAUAUUGUUUUUGUUGUCCUCUUCUCAAUUGAAAUGCUAAUUAAAAUGUACAGUUUAGGCAUAAGAUGCUAUUUUGACUUUAUGUUCAAUCGAUUCGAUUUUUUUGUGGUUAUCUGCAGUAUCAUUGAAGUUGUAUUAAUUCAAACUAAAGUUAUGCCACCGUUAGGUGUAUCUGUUCUACGCUGUGCACGUCUACUGCGGGUAUUUAAAGUUACAAGAUAUUGGAGUAGUCUACGUAAUUUAGUCGGUUCUCUGCUGGCUAGUUUAAAGUCAAUAGUUAGCUUGUUAGUUCUACUCUUUUUAUUCAUUGUAAUAUUUGCUCUACUCGGUAUGCAAUUGUUCGGUGGUCGAUUUAAUUUUCCACGUGAAGAAAAGCCAAGAUCUAAUUUUGACAGUUUUUAUCAGUCGUUGAUAACAGUGUUUCAAAUAUUAACUAGCGAAGAUUGGAAUGAAGCCAUGUAUAAUGGAAUUCGUUCAUAUUCAAACAGUCGUGUUGGUAUAAUGGUCUGCUUGUAUUAUGUGAUACUGUUUAUUUGUGGAAACUACAUUCUACUUAAUGUAUUCUUGGCUAUUGCUGUUGAUAAUUUGGCUGAUACUGGCCAAAUGGAAGAGAAAAAAGAUGAAGCAACUGAUGAAAAUGAUACAGAACAAGCUGGAACUGGUGGUUCUACAACAGGUGGUGGUGUUGGCGGCGGUGGUGGUGGUACAGAAGACGCAGGAAAAAUUGGUAGCGUCGGCAGUGGAAACGUGGACAUUAAUAAAGAGAAUAAAUCUUACGGGAUGUUAAACAAUCGAAAAUUAUCCAAUAAUAAUACAAGUAGUAAUCCAGAUGGCCAGUUGUCAGAAGUGCAUCAUGAAUUUAAUGAUGUUACACAAUUAUUGGAUCAAUUGAACCUGGAUCCAAUCAAUGAAGACACUGAAAUUGACCGAUCCAUGUUCGACAGAGAUGAGAAACGUAAAGCCAAUGAAACUGAAAACAAUCAACCUGGAGAUGAAACUGAUGGCAACAAUGAACAUAUAGAUGAAAGUGUUGAUGAUAAAGAUGCAAAAGAUGCCUCGAAUUCUCGACGUCAUUCAGAGAUGAGUUCAACAAAGAAAAUAAAACCAAUACCGAAUGCAUCUUCAUUUUUCAUCUUUAGUCCAACUAAUCCAUUUCGUGUAGCCUGCCAUGAAGUUUGCAAUCAUAAUUAUUUCAAUAAUAUUGUCCUUGUAUGCAUAUUGGUCAGUAGUGCUAUGCUUGCAGCCGAAGACCCGUUAGACGCUUCAUCUGCACGUAAUCAGAUUUUGAACUACUUCGAUUACUUUUUCACAUCAGUCUUCACGGUAGAAAUCACCUUGAAGAUAAUCACCUAUGGUUUGGUAUUACAUAAGGGUGCAUUUUGUCGAAGUGCAAAUAAUAUGCUAGACUUUAUGGUUGUCCUUACCUCGAUUAUCUCUUAUCCAAUUGAGCGAUUUUGUCUUGUUUCCUUAUCUUGUAUUCAUUUAUCUACUGAAAAGAUAUUUUUUAAAAAUUAG
Trichobilharzia szidati is the source of this 1974-nucleotide messenger RNA. Lineage: Eukaryota; Metazoa; Platyhelminthes; Trematoda; Strigeidida; Schistosomatidae. The record is from the annotation of a GenBank genome assembly.